AUGAAUAUUUAAUAAAUCCUAAAUGAAGUAAUAUAUAUUUGAUAUAUAGUUAAUGGGUUGUAUUGUCUUGAAGAUUCUGGAUUCUAUUAUAAAAUACAAACAAAUUAAAUUUUUCCAAGAAAAUCAUGAUAUUAACAUCCUUAUUUUUGCUGCAACCCUCAAAAAAUUUGAUUCAAGAGCAAAAGAAUUUGAAAAUAAAAGAAGAGUCUAAAUUAAUUAAGAAGAAUCUAGAAGAAUAUAGAGAAGCAAUAAAAAAAAUAUUUUGAAAAAAAAAAAGGAAUCCUAGUUAAAAUAUUAAGAAGUAUAUAAAAACUAAUUUGAAAAAUAACGAAAUCAUAUUUCAUCAUCAUCAUUUUUUAAUAGUAUAUCAUACAUUAAAAAUUCAGGGAUUUGGAGAAUUCCAGAUCAAUAGAAUGAUGUGACUAAGUCUACUAUUAUUUGA
Messenger RNA from Paramecium sonneborni, 442 nucleotides. Lineage: Eukaryota; Ciliophora; Oligohymenophorea; Peniculida; Parameciidae. The record is from the annotation of a GenBank genome assembly.